Molecule: messenger RNA, 2800 nt
Organism: Teleopsis dalmanni
Lineage: Eukaryota; Metazoa; Arthropoda; Insecta; Diptera; Diopsidae
Product: probable ATP-dependent RNA helicase DDX23
Exons: 3
Coding region: 296-2683 (795 amino acids)
Biological process (GO): mRNA splicing, via spliceosome
Cellular component (GO): catalytic step 2 spliceosome
Molecular function (GO): RNA binding; ATP binding; RNA helicase activity
Source: RefSeq, a predicted model, not a curated record
GAUUAUUUCUACCUUUGGCCGUGAAUUGGCGUGUUUCUAAUUUUUUGCACAGUAUUUUGUAAAUUUGACUUCUGUUUUUGUGUAUGUUCUCUGGUUGUACCUGAUUUUCUGCAACAUCUAGUAACAGUGGUUCGAGAGCAUCUAUUUGGAAAUAGUGAGCUCUCCAUGUGUGUAAAUUAAUUGUUUGGUGUUUGAUAUUUUUUAUAUGAGCCUCACUUUUUAUAGCAAUUUGUACAAUAGUGAAUAAUUAAAGAGUCAAACUAUUUUCUCAAUCAAGAAAUCGCGUUAAUGGAAUAUGGGUAACGAUAAGAAACGUCGUUCACGUUCUCGGGAGCGUGAUUGGUACCAUGACAAAGACUGGGAAAAGGAACGUUUGCGCGAUCGUGAAAAAGAGCGAAGAAUGCGCAGAUCUCGGUCUCGAUCAAAAGAACGUUAUGGAAGUGGUAGGUCUUCCGAAAAAGACAAAGAUAGAAAGAAAAAUCUGGAAAUACGUGAGCGGUCCAAAUCACACGAACGUACCAAGCAUAGUGGUUCAACACUAGAAAAACAUAAAUAUGAAGAAAAAAUGAAGGAAGAAAUGUUAGAAAGUAAAGAUUUCAAAAGUGAAGCAAUUGCUGAUGUUAAAAAUGAAUUAGAGAAGAAAUUUAAGAAAACUGAACCACUUUCCUUAGAGGAACUACUCGAAAAGAAAAAACGUGAAGAAGAAGUUCGGAGCAAACCUGUAUUCUUGACCAAACAACAGCGCGCAAUAGAAGCGCUGAAACGACGGCAGGAAGAAGUGGCAGCGAUGCGAUUACAAGCGGCGCGCCCAUGUGUUGCUUCUGUUGAUAUUGUGUGCGCCACAGAUCUUAAAAGUGAACGUGUAGAUCGGCGCAGUGAAAGGGAUAAAGAAAAGGAUAAGGAGAAAGAUCGUGAUAAUAAACGCGCUGAAGAUCUUACAAUCAAAGAUAAAGAGAAAGAACUAGAGGCCAUUCGUGAACGUUAUCUGGGUAUUAUCAAGAAGAAGAGACGUGUUCGUAGACUGAAUGACCGGAAAUUUGUUUUCGACUGGGAUGUUGGUGAAGAUACUUCCAUAGAUUAUAACAAUCUUUAUAAAGAACGACAUCAUGUACAGUUUUUUGGUCGGGGCAAUGUUGCUGGUAUCGACAUAAAGGAGCAAAAGCGUACUCAAAGUAAAUUCUAUGGGGAUUUACUGGAAAAACGUCGUACUGAAGCUGAAAAGGAACAAGAAAAAGUACGUUUGAAGAAAGUGAAACGCAAGGAAGAUAAACAAAAAUGGGAUGAUCGGCAUUGGUCCGAAAAAGAUUUGGAUGAAAUGACUGAACGUGAUUGGCGUAUAUUUAGAGAAGAUUACAAUAUUACAAUUAAAGGUGGUAAAAUUCCCAAUCCAAUACGCAGUUGGGGUGAAUCUGGAUUUCCAAAAGAAAUCAUUGAAAUUAUUGAUAAAGUUGGUUACAAGGAACCAACACCUAUACAACGACAAGCUAUACCCAUUGGUUUGCAAAACAGAGAUAUUAUUGGUGUAGCUGAAACAGGUUCAGGUAAAACACUUGCUUUCCUAAUACCGCUUUUAUCUUGGAUUCAAUCGUUACCAAAAAUUGAACGACUGGAAGAUGUUGACCAAGGUCCGUAUGCCAUUAUUAUGGCUCCAACUCGUGAAUUAGCGCAACAAAUUGAAGAGGAAACUACUAAAUUUGGACAACCAUUGGGCAUUCGGACUGUGGUCGUAGUAGGUGGUUUAUCUAGAGAGGAGCAAGGUUUUCGUCUCAGAUUAGGCUGUGAAAUUGUUAUUGCUACACCCGGUCGCUUAAUUGAUGUGUUAGAAAAUCGUUACUUAGUUUUGUCUCAAUGUACAUAUAUUGUACUUGAUGAAGCAGAUCGUAUGAUUGAUAUGGGUUUUGAGCCUGAUGUACAGAAAAUCUUAGAGUAUAUGCCUGUUACCAACCUAAAACCAGAUACGGAUGAAGCAGAAGACGCAAGUAAAUUAAUGGAAAAUUUUUAUUCGAAGAAGAAAUACAGACAAACUGUUAUGUUUACGGCAACUAUGCCUCCAGCUGUAGAGAGAUUGGCUCGCUCUUAUCUACGACGACCUGCCACUGUAUAUAUCGGUUCCGUUGGUAAACCAACUGAACGCACUGAACAGAUUGUGUACAUGAUGGGUGAGAACGAUAAACGUAAGAAACUGAUGGAGAUUCUUUCGCGUGGUAUUGAACCGCCAGUUAUCAUAUUCGUUAAUCAAAAGAAAGGUGCAGACGUUCUGGCUAAAGGACUUGAAAAACUUGGCUAUAAUUCUUGUACAUUGCAUGGCGGUAAAGGCCAGGAGCAACGUGAAUAUGCAUUGGCAGCACUUAAAUCUGGUGCUAAAGAUAUAUUGGUAGCAACAGAUGUCGCUGGUCGUGGUAUUGACAUUAAGGAUGUAUCUUUAGUUAUAAAUUACGAUAUGGCAAAAACAAUAGAAGAUUAUACACAUCGUAUUGGUCGUACUGGCCGCGCCGGUAAAAACGGUGUAGCAAUUUCAUUUAUUACGAAAGACGAUAGUACUCUGUUUUACGACCUCAAGCAAUGUGUUAUGGCAAGUCCAGUAUCGGUUUGUCCACCUGAGUUGAUGAAUCAUCCAGAUGCUCAGCAUAAGCCUGGUACAGUAGUAACUAAGAAACGCAGAGAGGAGAAAAUUUUCGCCUAAAAUAAAUUCCACAAUAUAUAUAAAAAAUAAUUGGAUAUGACUCAUAUGUAAUAUUCCAAAGUAAAACAAAUAAUACAAUAUAUUCGAACCAAAAAUAAAAAGUUUUUUCAUGUUUUA